AUGGCGUCUCAUUCAAGCAGAAGUGACAGUUUCUCACGUUUUUUGGAUGUAUUAAAGUCAGUUCUUGCUCAAACACAGAGCCUUUUUGAAGAAGGACCGUUAUCCGAUAACCGUGUAGCUUCUUUAGAUGCUCUUGAAAACUUGUCAAUAAAAAUGGAUGAAAUUUGCGAGACGUUGGUCGUAUUCCUGAAUAGCUUUAUAAAUCCUACAGAUGACCCUUUGUGGGAGCAAUUAUAUCAUCUAUUAUGCGUUUUUCACGGAAUAAAAAAGUAUAUAGAAGAAGAAACUAACAAGCUUCGUGAGGACGAAGAAAAUGCAGAGAUGCGUACUUCGAGUGUUGUAGGCACCAAUAAUGGAGGCCGUCCUAGGUAUGAAAUUGAUGAAGAACAGGUAAUGUUCUUACGAUCAAAGCAUUUUACAUGGAAGAAAAUCGCGCAAAUUUUUGGUAUUUGUGACCGUACUCUACGACGGAAACGACAGGAGUUUACUGCAAGAACGGAAAACUUUAGUGAUAUAUCUGAGGCUGACCUUUGUGAAGUAAUUGAGAGUAUUCGUUUUCUGACCCCCAAUAUUGGACAAUCUCGCUUACUUGGGGCUCUUAGAUGCAGAGGACUUACCAUUCAAAGAUGGAGGGUACGACAUUGCCUAAGAAAAUUAGACCCAGUGGGCACAGCAUUGCGUGGUCAUGUGGCUAUCUACAGAAGGAAAUACAAUGUACCAUACCCAAAUUUUCUUUGGCACCUGGAUGGUAAUCAUAAACUCAUUAACUGGAGAAUGGUUGUGCAUGCUUGCAUUGAUGGCUUUAGCAGAAUGGUAAUUUAUGUGUCAUGCCAAAACAACAAUUUAGCUUCUACUGUUUUUAAUUUAUUUCUUGACGGUGUUUCCAAGUAUGGUUUGCCAAAAAAGAUAAGAACUGACCAUGGGUUAGAAAAUGUCCAUGUUGCUAGGUAUAUGCUUCAGCAAAGAGGUACAGAUUGUGGCAGUGUACUUACUGGAAGAUCAGUGCAUAAUGUAAGAGUGGAGCGACUCCAUAGGGAUGUGCAUUCUGGUGUUCUCUGCCAUUAUGCUUUACUUUUCACUUUUAUGGAAGAAGAAGGUUUACUCAAUGUUGAUAGUGAAGAGCACUUGCUAGCUCUUCAGGAAGUAUUUAUUCCACGCAUCAACAGGAGCCUCAAUGAAUUUGUGAACCAAUGGAACAGCCAUCCAGUUAGCAGUGCUGGGCAUCAGAGCACAGAGCAGAUGUUUAUUACCGGUUCGUUAAAUUCUGCUACUUCCAUUCAUGGUAAUGAAGAUUCACCUGCUGAGUCUGAUGAGACAGUAGGGGCUGGACUUGCAGAAGAUGACAUGCUGGAUCCUGAUUUCAUUGUACAAGAAGAGCUUUAUGCAGUAUUUGUUCCACAAACCGAACUUGAAAUUCCCAGCAAUCUAAGCAGUGAACAGUUUUUAACUGAUGAUGGCAAUUAUGGAAUUAAUCAUUUUAUCACAUGUUUACGAGCAAUACAAGAAAACAAUUAA
This is a messenger RNA of Paramuricea clavata, 1515 nucleotides long. NCBI's taxonomy places the organism in Eukaryota, Metazoa, Cnidaria, Anthozoa, Malacalcyonacea, Plexauridae. The record is from the annotation of a GenBank genome assembly.